This is a messenger RNA of Rodentolepis nana, 225 nucleotides long. NCBI's taxonomy places the organism in Eukaryota, Metazoa, Platyhelminthes, Cestoda, Cyclophyllidea, Hymenolepididae. The record is from the annotation of a GenBank genome assembly.
AUGGCUGAACGAUAUAACGUCCAGAGGCAUGGUGCUACUGCGUUAACCUUCUUCGGGUUCAGUGGGAAAGUAAAUAAGGUAGUAGGAGUUGGGACAUCGGGAUUUGAAUCCGCUCUCUUGGCUAAAGAUUCAACAAGUGAGGUUGUGAUGGGUGUUGGUGGAGGACAAACUGUCAAUGAGAUCAAAGCCGAAAAUCGAUGUGGAUUAGUUGACCAAUUCAGGUGA